Micropterus dolomieu (smallmouth bass) is the source of this 615-nucleotide messenger RNA. It is a transcript of the gene s100a11, whose product is annotated as S100 calcium binding protein A11. Gene Ontology annotation, cellular component: perinuclear region of cytoplasm. Gene Ontology annotation, molecular function: transition metal ion binding; calcium ion binding. The record is from RefSeq and is a predicted model, not a curated record. Bases 157 to 420 code for a protein of 87 amino acids. NCBI's taxonomy places the organism in Eukaryota, Metazoa, Chordata, Actinopteri, Centrarchiformes, Centrarchidae. The transcript is spliced from 3 exons.
GCCUGCUGGAAGGGAGAGAAGAGCGCAGGUUAAGCGUUUUCCGCUGAUGUCUGCAUCAGUGAACGGAGAUGAAGCAUAUAUAUUUGGAGAGGUGGUGGUCAGAGUGAAGGGACACUACACAGCAUCUCAACACAAAAGGUCACAGCACUAAUCAUCAUGGAAGCUGCCAUCUGCACCCUUGUCACGCAGUUUAAGAUGCACGCUGGAAGUGAGGGAUCCUCCAGCACCCUGAGCAAAGAUGAAUUUCACAAGCUGGUGGCCACUCAGCUUCCCAACUAUGUCAAGAACGCCAGCGAUCCUGGGGCCAUCGACCAGCUCAUGGGCUCGCUGGAUGAAAACAACGACGGGGAGCUGACUUUCUCCGAGUUCUGGCAGCUGAUUGGAAAACUGGCGAGCAAACAGGGAGGCUUCACUCAGUAGGCUAGAGCUCGCCGUCGUCUGUCAACCGUGGCUUUGGAGAAGAUUGUGCAACAACAACAACAAUCGACUCAAUUUAAGCUUUCCAUCUGUAAACUCAAAUGCACAAUUUUAUCAAUCCACCACUGCCGCAUGUGUAACUCUUUAGUUAAACAUUUGUUGAAUGCAGGGAACUUUGAAGUAAACUCUUCACCAAUG